CCUGACGAAGCAGACAACACAACAUUCUGUGACGUGUUUCUCAAAACAUUACAGAAAGGGCAAAGAAACAGCUGAUUUAAGUUUCCAUAUUUAGACAUUGUGCCAUAUCCCUUGGUUGUGAACUGAAAGGGAUAUCGGAAUUUCCAGAAACCAGUUGAUUAUCUCAUCAUUAAUGCAAAACACAGGUGCUGAAGUUUGUUGGGUGGUAUGAGAGAGGAAGAAGAUCAAUGUUUCACCAGUCACAGUUGGUGGAUGGUAAGCUGCCGGUGUUUGUGUUUCCAUCGUCUCUGACAUUUUACUCCGAUGACCAGUCCACACACAAGCAGGUUCUUACCCUCUACAACCCAUACGACUUUCCGCUCAGAUUCAAAGUGCUAUGUACUACUCCGAGAAAAUACACAGUGGUGGAGGCAGAAGGCACAAUCAAGGAGAAAUGUUGCUGUGAUAUUGUGAUAAGACAUAUAGAUAUAUGUAUCAACAAUGAGGGAAUCAAAGAUAAGUUUCGGAUCCAGGUUGUAGAGCAUGGACAGAAAAAAAUACUCGGAAGGAAGGAGGUGAUAUCUGUCCUGCUCCCAAAGAAGGAGAGCUCACCUCCACCUGCCGAAGAUAACUUCAUGUCCAUGCAUGUACCAGGACGAGGAAGGGAAACUAUCCAGCCUACCAGUUCCUCUCGUCAUGGUCCAGAUGGAAAUGUGCGGACAGGAGGAGGUCCCAGUCUCAUCAUCCUUCUGGCUGCAGUGACUUGUAUCCUAGCCCUGAUGUUACCUACUCACGGUGUGGAUGGUGAUACCAAUCUCCCGGGAUAUCUCCAUCUGUCACUUCACCAGAAACUUAUAGCAGCUUAUAUACUAGGUUUGGUCACUAUGGUAGUCCUACAAUCGUGAUAUUUACUGGAGCGGGCCUCAACAUGAUGCCAUCUACUUGUAUUCCUCCUGUUUUAUCAAAUGCUUCAAUUGCUAAUGUAAAUAUGUGUAAAAGUCUUCAAAAUGUCAAAUCCACAAACAGUAUCACUUUAUCAUCGGCAACAAUUUAUCACUACUGUUAAGGUAAGUCUCAAAUGUCAGAACAACAAACAGAUCCUUCGGAAACUAACAACAUUCUCUAUAGUCCUUUAUGUAAGGCAAGAUUUAGAGAUUCCUUAACAUGGUAUUAGAUGUCUCAGACAAGAUUUAGAGAUUCCUUUACAUGGUAUUAGAUGUCUCAGACAAGAUUUAGAGAUUCCUUAACACUGUGUAAGAUAUGUCGGACAAGACUUAGAUAUUCCUUAACACGGUGUAAGAUGUCUCAAACAAGACUUAGAUAUUCCUUUACACUGUGCAAGAUAUGUCGGACAAGACUUAGAUAUUCCUUUACAUGAUGUUAGAUAUCUCAGACAAGACUUAGAUAUUCCUUUACACAGUGUAAGAUAUCUCAGACAAGACUUAGAUAUUCCUUACACAGUGUUAGAUAUCUCAGACAAGAUUUAGAUAUUCCUUUACACAGUGUUAGAUAUCUCAGACAAGACUUAGAUAUUCCUUUACAUGGUGUUAGAUAUCUCAGACAAGACUUAGAUAUUCCUUUACAUGGUGUUAGAUAUCUCAUACAAGACUUAGAUAUUCCUUUACAUGGUGUUAGAUAUCUCAUACAAGACUUAGAUAUUCCUUUACAUGGUGUUAGAUAUCUCAUACAAGACUUAGAUAUUCCUUUACACGGUGUUAGAUAUCUCAGACAAGACUUAGAUAUUCCUUUACACAGUGUUAGAUAUCUCAGACAAGACUUAGAUAUUCCUUUACACAGUGUUAGAUAUCUCAGACAAGACUUAGAUAUUCCUUUACAUGAUGUUAGAUAUCUCAGUCAAGACUUAGAUAUUCCUUUACACAGUGUUAGAUAUUUCAGACAAAACUAAGGAAUUCAUUUGCAUGGUGUUAGAUAUCUCAGACAAGACUAAGAUAUUCCUUUACAUGAUGUUAGAUAUUUCAGGCAAUAUUUAGAUAUUUCAGGCAAUAUCUAGGGGUCCCAUAAAUCUUUUCCUUGCAAGGUACUUUUUUACUGAUAGCUAAGAAAUGUAGUUUGUUGACUAUAUAUGCAUAUAUAUAUAUAUAUAAAUGCAAAAUAA
This is a messenger RNA of Pecten maximus, 2095 nucleotides long. Its product is annotated as motile sperm domain-containing protein 1-like. The transcript has 7 exons. NCBI's taxonomy places the organism in Eukaryota, Metazoa, Mollusca, Bivalvia, Pectinida, Pectinidae. The coding region runs from base 228 to 884 and encodes 218 amino acids. Gene Ontology annotation, cellular component: cytoplasm. The record is from RefSeq and is a predicted model, not a curated record.